AUGGUUAAAGCUUGGAUUAUGAACGCAUUAUCUAAGGAUAUAUCCAAGACUAUACUGUAUUAUAAAACUGCUAAGGAGGCUUGGGAUAAUCUAGAGGAGUGGUAUGGUGUUGCAAAUACAUCUCAAUACUAUAGCAUUCAAAGAGCCAUAGCAGCCACUACACAGGGAUCUUCUGAUAUAGUUACGUAUUUUACAAAGUUGAAGGGGUAUUGGGAUGAAAUUGGCAACUGCACUUUUGGUAGACCUUGCACUUGUGGUGCCUUGCCUGAGUUUAUUGAGGGACAGCAACUUGUUCAAUUCUUAUCUGGUUUGAAUGAGACAUAUGCUACUGUGCGAAGCAACAUUCUGAUGAUGAGUCAUGGUGGUCCCUCUCAAGUUAGCAACUCCAGAAAUUAUUCUCAAAGGGUGAACUUUGAUCCCAAGAAAUCUAUGAUGUUCUGCAAGUACUGUAAGAAGUCUAGGCACACUGUAGACAAGUGUUACAAGCUUCAUGGAUUCCCCUCAGACUUCAAGUUCACUAAGAAUAAAAGAGUUGCAGCUUCUGUACAUGUGGAUUCCACUCCUGAGAUUCCUCCCCUUUCUGAUCCUCAACAAGUUGUUGAUGCCCCACAUGGUUUCUCAAAGGAACAAUAUGCUCAUAUUCUGUCUCUUUUUCAGCAGGCCCAACUCCCAUCUUCUGCUCCAACAUCAUCAUCAUCCACUGCUUAUGCCAAUUUUGCAGGUUUGGUAAACAGCAUUGUUUUUAAUUCUGAUGGUUCAUUUGCAUCUAGUGCUUCUAGAGUAGAUUCACUUUCUUGGAUUUUGGAUUCCGGGGCCACUAGUCACAUGACCCCUCACAAACAACUACUUCAUAAUAUACAACCUUUAGUCACACCUUCUCUUGUUACAUUUCCAAAUGGAUACAAGGUUAAAGUUACCUCUAUAGGCUGCCUAUCACUGUCUUCUACUAUCACCCUGAAUAAUGGCCCUUCUCUGAAGAGGCCAUUGGAAAUUGGUAGAGUUGAGCAUGGCUUAUACAUUUUGCGUAUGGGUUCCAGCAAGUCUGAUUUUGUUUCUAUUUCUUGUUCUGAUGUAAACUCUAGUGAUUGUUCUUUUCAUUUUGUCAUUAGUCAUGUUCCUUCUUCCCCUGCUAUUGAUAGUUCAGUGUUUCCUACUUCUUAUGACUAUAGUAGGGUCACCUGGACACAUCUUCUUUCUUGCAAGGGGAAUGCUUUUUCCAUCAUUAAGGCCUUUAUAUCCAUGGUUUCCACCCAUUACAAUAAUAGUGUCCAAACCAUUAGAACAGACAAUGCUUUUGAACUAGGAUCUUGUUCCUCUUAUGCUGAAUUUCUUAGUUCAUUGGGUAUCUCUCAUCAUACCACUUGCUCUCAUACUUCACAAAAGAAUGGAGUUGUGGAGAGAAAACACAAACAUCUAUUAGAAACUGCUAGAGCCCUCUUGUUUCAGUCCAAAUUGCCUACCAAGUAUUGGGGCGAAUGUAUACUCACAGCUACAUAUCUGGUUAAUAGAUUCCCUUCUACUGUCAUUUUCAACAAAACUCCUUAUGAGCUCUUGAAUGGUCAACCACCCUCUUAUGAUCAUUUAAGAUCUUUUGAUUGUUUAGCCUAUGCUUCUGUCCCUAUACCUCUUAGAGACAAACUCCAAUCCAGAGUCAUCCCUUGUAUUUUCUUGGGUUAUCCCUUUGGUAAGAAAGGGUACAAACUCCUUCAUUUACACAAUAGAUCUAUUCUAUAUUCUAGAGAUGUUUCUUUUGUUGAACACAUUUUUCCUUCUACAUCUUCCCCUUCUACUUUCUUUCCUUCUCCUUCUGAUACAAGUUUUUCUUAUUAUGAUCACCUCAGUCCUCCUUCUUCCCCUCACUCUCCUACUACAUCAACUCCAUUACCUUCUAGUUCUUCUGUUCCACCAUUUCCUCCUCCACUUAGAAGGUUUAUCGCGGCCUCCUACAAGAAUCAAGCUUCAAUUUUGGAGUGA
This is a messenger RNA of Nicotiana attenuata, 1974 nucleotides long. RefSeq lists its product as uncharacterized. Gene Ontology annotation, molecular function: nucleic acid binding. Gene Ontology annotation, biological process: DNA integration. The record is from RefSeq and is a predicted model, not a curated record. The transcript has 5 exons. Lineage: Eukaryota; Viridiplantae; Streptophyta; Magnoliopsida; Solanales; Solanaceae. The coding region runs from base 1 to 1974 and encodes 657 amino acids.